AUGAAGGCACAAGUGGUUACGGGAUUCGCGGCUACAGCCACAGCCGCUGCUGUUGCUGCCAACAGGAAUGUUGUCGCAUCCCUCAUCUCGACCCCCUCCUCUCGCUCCCCCAUCUCAAUCCCCUCGUCUCGCCUCAUCUCGUCCCCCUCCUCUCAGUACCUCCUCUCAAUCCCCUCCUCUCACUCCCUCAUCUCGCACCCCUCCUCUCAGUCCCUCAUCUCAACCCCCACCUCUUGCUCCCUCGCCGCGAUCCCUUCGUCCCACUCCCCCAUCUUGAUCCCCUCCUCUCAAUCCCUCGUCCCAAUCCCCUCGCCUCGCCUCAUCUCGUCCCCCUCCUCUCACUACCUCGUCUCGCUCCCCUCCUCUCACACCCUCCUCUCGAUCCCCCCCUCUCACUCCCUCAUCCCUGUCCCCUCCUCUCACUCCCUCUCACUCCUCCACCACCUCCCUAUCCCCCUCUGCUCGCCCCUCCAUCCUGAAAGCACCUGCUACCUCCAUGGCUUCUUCUCCCAGAUUUGGCAAGCGGGGGGCCCUAAAUCAGCAGAAGAAGGGGGGUACCGGGCCAUUGCACGAAGGGCAUUGUGGCAUGGAGACACCUCUGAUGACAUGCUUGCUGAUAACAUCCUUGCUGCUGACAUCCGACCUGCUGCUGACAUCCGUCCUGCUGCUGACAUCCGACCAGCUGCUGACAUCCGUCCUGCUGCUGACAUGCGUCUUGCUGCUGUCAUCCGUCCUGCUGCUGACAUCCGUCCUGCUGCUGACAUCCGUCCUGCUGCUGACAUCCGUCCUGCUGCUGACAUCCGUUCUGCUGCUGACAUCCGUUCUGCUGCUGACAUCCGUUCUGCUGCUGACAUCCGUUCUGCUGUUGACAUCCGUGCUGCUGCGCCUGCAGUGUGCCAGGUCUCGCUCGUCGAUGACGCCCCGUUCGUCGCAGCGAUCGCCACGUCCAUCGCACUCUCAGCCGCGCCGCUCGUCCUACCGUCGCUCCCGCUCCUUUCGGGAAAGACGAAAGGAUCGGACGAUGACGAUGCUGCAGCAGCGGCGGCCGCGGCGCUGCUGGCCGCGGGAGUAGGGGUGGGGGACGGGAAGGGGGAGGCGGAGGGGGAGGAGGCGGAAGGGGCGAUGUCUUUGGGGGAGUUGCGCGCGGGGGUGAUGACGGUGUGCUGGGUGCUGGCGUGGAUCGACUCCCGUGAUGUCAAGUACAUCCUCUUUGCGGCGGUCUAUGCCGCACCGUAUGCCAGGGGCGGUCUCACCCUGGCAAUGGACGGCAACUGGCUCCCUCUCUUCAGCAUUGCAGCAUGUGCAUUGCAUGUCCAGGUUGACAAUGUAGCUGUGGAGCGAAGGAAGCUGGCCUCCAAGAUUAAGUGCGCCAAGAAAAAGGGCAGUCUUCCAGGUAGUGCCAAGGACAAGGGCAGCAACACAAAGCAGAGCAAGUGA
Messenger RNA from Closterium sp. NIES-65, 1437 nucleotides. Lineage: Eukaryota; Viridiplantae; Streptophyta; Zygnematophyceae; Desmidiales; Closteriaceae. The record is from the annotation of a GenBank genome assembly.